AUGUCUGGCGAAGAUGCAACCCGUCGCUUCACAAGAGCGAUGCACCAGGUCUAUGGCGACUUUGACAAAGACGCUGAUACUUGGACCCCUCCCGAUAACCCGGGCGCUGGCGGUCAUAAAGGGCGAUACCUUUGGACAGAUGCUUUCGGAGUCGUCAACUUCAUCACGCUCUAUGAAGAGACGACGGACAACAGGUAUCUCACUCUGGCCAAGCGCCUUGUUCAGACGGUCCACGAUGUCUUGGGCCGCACGAGGGACGGAAUAUCUCGUCUACCGGGCGCAACCGAUGAAGAACCACUGAGAGGUGGCUUGAGAAUUGGGAAAGAGCGUGCGACUGGGAGCGAUGGAGAUGGACAGUACCAUCACUAUCUGACUCUUUGGAUGUUUGCUCUCAAUCGUCUUUCCUGGGCUACUCAGGACUCCUCUUUCAACGACUUAGCUAUCCAACUCGCCAAAUCCAUCCAUUCAAGGUUCUGCUUCCAUUCUGCAGGUGGACUCAAAAUGGUCUGGAAGGUCUCCGUGGACAUGGACAAGGUCCUCGUUCCCACCGAGGGGCAUCUCGACGCCGCGACCGGGUUUGUGGUCUACAGAAUGCUCCAAGAGACAGCAGUACAACAGGGUCGGAAGGACCAGCUUCUGAAGCAGGAAAUCAGCGACUACGAGAAAGUCAUGCAGCAAAGAGGCUCAAUGUAUCCUAGUGGUGAUCCAUUAGAUCUUGGUAUGGGGCUAUGGAUCUGCCACUUCUAUCCUCACGAGGAGUGGUCGCAGACAUUUACUCGACAAGCGAUGGAUCUAGUCGACGACCUCUUUGAUGGUAAAUCCACGGAUAUGAGCGGUAAAGCUUCCAAGAGACUGGCUUUCAGAGAGUUUGGCGCCUGUUUGGGAGUCCAGUGCAUUGAGCCUGAUGAGCCAUUGAAGGAACAGGUCAGUACGCUGAUCGACUUUUGGGAAGAGCAUAUCCACCAGCAUGAUGGAGAUGGCUUGAAGCCAAUUUCUCAAGUCAUGUAUGCGGCGUCAAUCAUCCCUGGAGCAUUUCGGGGAGGCUUCAUUGCUGGUAGCGAGCCAUAA
This is a messenger RNA of Fusarium redolens, 1068 nucleotides long. RefSeq lists its product as uncharacterized. The transcript is spliced from 2 exons. The record is from RefSeq and is a predicted model, not a curated record. Gene Ontology annotation, biological process: carbohydrate metabolic process. Lineage: Eukaryota; Fungi; Ascomycota; Sordariomycetes; Hypocreales; Nectriaceae. The coding region runs from base 1 to 1068 and encodes 355 amino acids.